AAAAAAGAAAUGAACGUGUAGGAGGAGAGUGGAAAUUGGAAAGAAGUGAUAAGGCGUAUAAAAGACGUAUUUCUUUGUGUGUGUAGUGUAGGUGUGAUUUGUGUGUUUGAGUGGAGGGUGGGGGCUGUGUGAAAAGAGGGGAGAAAUGCAGCUCAAACGAGUGGGUGAAUGGUUGGGGCAGGGAUGGAGAGAGAGAGAGGGAGAGUAUGAGGAGGGGGGUGCACAGAGUCUCAGUGGGGAGAUGAAUACAGUUGUGGAGGGAGACGGAGCAAGAUGCACACACAGUAAAACAGGAAAGAGAAGCCCACACACCAGAACCUAGUGAUAGAGGGUACUGGUUCAGCGAUAGAUGGAAGACACACUGGGAUAAAAUCAUCAAUAACCGAGGAGGGAGAACAAUCUCAGCCACUCACAACAUCUGGGCGCAGAGAGGCAGGAGUGUGGGGGAGGAAACAAAGGACGAGUGGAAAGAGGAGAGGAGUGACCAGAGGUGGGAAAAGAAAAGCUGAAGACUAAAACAGGUAGGAGAAAGCGCAUGAUGAGAGCAUGCUGCAAAAAAAUAAAAAUAAAAGAAAGAACUGAUUUUUAAUGUAGGAAAAAAAAAGGCAUGAAAGAAAUUUUGACCAUGAAAAUGUGAACUUGAUUUAUCUUUGAAUAUGCAUGCAGUGACAGCACUUCAAGUAUUUAAUUCUUUAGGGGAGAAGACGGGGUAAAGGGAUGAGAAAAAGUAAGGGGAUAAACUAAUUCAACUGAUCAAUUCUGAAGCAUGUCCGAGCUCCAAUUCUGCCAAAAUUAAAGCUAAAUAUAAUGUAAAUAUAUGGCAUGAAUUAAUCAUCAUCUGCCACAAUGUGUGGAAAAACAAGCAGGACCUCAAAUGUCUGUGGCACUUAAAUUCUAAUUUAUUGGUCCUCAGACAGGAAAAUCAACAGUGUUCAUAUGCAUCAUUUAUGCUUACAGAGCUGUGUGAAUAAUACAUUGCAUAUUUAAUGGACAUGUGCAUUGACACGCUUUACAAAGAAGCUGCAUCCAUAUAGUUUUUGUAAAUAAUGCUUUGGGGAAUACUGGGACUACAAACACGUGCAUGUGUGACAGAAAUUAAAAAUGGAAGUAGGCUGAAGUCAAUUACUGACAGGCUGGCUGAUCUGCAGGAGGAUAAAACAGGAGAGAAAGGAGGAGUAACAAGUAGUGUGGACAACAGGGGAAUCUUUGAUGAGUUCGAGACAGGGCUUGGGUGUAAGACAGGCUUAUUGAAUAAACCAUGAAGUAGAGAGGGGACAUAAAUCAGCAGGUGACAGGCUAUAAAACACACCUGUGUGCAAAAAAACAAGCGUUUAAAUGUGUAGGUGCAGACAUGCAGUCUUAUCUGGACUCUUUCUUGUCCUGCUCUGUGUUCUUAAGUGUUUGAGAGUGAAAAAAAUGGAGCGCAUGCUUAUGUAUUCAUGGAACUGGCAGGAUCGAUAGACUUAUCUGCUGCAUUUUGCAAGUUUGAGAGCAGUGAGGAAGCUCAGUUUUAUAACAUCAAAGAAGAGAGGGAAGGGCUGCUGAGCUGCACAUUUCCCCCGAGGUGUAUGAUCACAUCCGUGUGGGCGCUGCCACCUAAUGGAGAAACUGUGUUAGCCUAUUAAUUGUGAAUGUGCAGGAAGGAUGUAUUAGGACUUUUUUCAUGUUUUUUUAUUUGCCACAUCUCUCUGAGUACAGCUCCCAUCCCCUGCCUGCAGACCCCACCAUGUCCAUCCACUUACAGACGCUCCUGGUUCUCUGUUGGACCUUCACGUCAGGGUGAGAACCAGCCUAAGGGGAAAACACAAGUUCAGGGUUGACAACAUGAGCUUAUAUUGACGUCUGUAUUGAUUGUUCUACUUCCCUUCUCUGUGCUCAUUUCUUUUCAUCUCUCUUCAUUGUCACCAGAGCUUGUAUGUAUUCGAACCCACACUGGGGGGAGUGGAACGACUCCCAGCUUCUGCCAACCAUUCAAAAGCUGAUGAAAGGAUAUAACCGCUACCUUAGACCUAACUUCAAUGGUAAAACCGUGAUUAAUAAGUGAUUGUUUUAACAUUAAAUGUUUAAUUAGGACUUAUCUUGGGUGUUCCUUGCUUUGAGAAUGACUUUUAUCUAAAUCUUCCCCAGAGGGUCCUGUGGAGAUUGGAAUGAGUCUUGAUAUUGCCAGUAUUGAUGCCAUCUCUGAAAUCAAUAUGGUACACUACUCUUCUCUCUUUUUUUCAGUGUAAAAGAUAAGCAGAGUGUGAAAUCAGGGCCUUAUCUUCUUUUACAUGAUAUUCCAGGACUACACUGCUACCAUCUUCCUACGCCAGCGGUGGCGGGAUUCCCGACUUGUGUUUCCUGGAAAUGAGAGUGUCAGCGUUGAUGGGCGCCUGGUGUCACUGCUCUGGAUCCCUGACACCUUCAUCCCGGAUUCAAAGCGCUCCUUCCUGCAUGAUGUCACAGUUGAAAACCGCCUCAUUCGCAUCUUCAGCAAUGGGACUGUCCUCUACGCUCUUCGGUAUAUUCCGUUUCUUAAGCUUUAGUGCUGACUUGACAUUUGCUGGCAUUUGAUUCUCCUGCGUGCAGAAGAUUAAGAGAGCUCUUGUGUGGAAAUGUAGAGAAAGAGAGCAAGAAGGUGAUGGAUGUAAGAGAAAGGAAAGGACGUGUUAAUCUAAAUUUUUUUUUUAUGUUUUAAGCUGUUUUCUUCUGUUGUCCUGCUAAUUAAUCAUAAAAUAGCCUUGAGAGCUCCUAAAACAUGGAAAAAGGUCAUGAUGUAUCAUCACAUAGUCAUUUAACUUUUGAGAAUGCAACUGUCUUAUUGUCCAUAUUGUGUCAGUAAAGAUUGACAGAUUCCCCUGUGGCUACACGACAAAAAUCCGUUUGACAUUUAAUCUGUCAUGUCACACUGAUAGGAAUCUGGACAGAUUAAUUUGUGGACAGAAAGGGCAGAGCUGUGCUUAAUUUUCCUCUUUUUUCCUUUUCCGUGAAGCUUGUUUGUCCUACCGUUUGUCUGAUUUAAUGAGGCUGUGCAUUGUUUUAACAGUAACAUUGCAAAGUAGACCUAUGUUAUCACUGCUAUUGUUUGUCAAACUAAAGUCUACCAUGUUUCUUGUCUCUUUCUCUGCAUAUUUUUUUGCUGUAGCUCUGCACAAAUACAACAUAAUGAUGUCCUAAGAGAUAUUUAAUUCAAUCACAGUAUGAAUAAUACAUAGCUGACACAUCAAGUACAAAAAUCAUCUGAUGCUGACACCUCAGAUUUUAGUUCUGGUUGCUUUGAUUGUUACUCAGAGGGAGAGUUUUUUUUUGUGUUCAUUAGUUAUUUAUCACAUAGUCUCACAUCAAAGAAGCGACUGAGAUUGAAGUAGAGAUGUUUCGAAGGUUUCUAAUGAUCUUGCUGUGAAUACAUCACAGCAUCACCGCUACAAUCGCCUGCAACAUGGACCUGACCAAGUACCCCAUGGACAGACAGGUGUGCACCCUGCAGCUGGAGAGCUGUGAGUACCUGUGAGCUCCACCCAACACAUCCAUCAAAUGUGUUAAAGGACAUAGAUCACCAUCUUUCAUCAUCACCAUCAUCACCAUUUUCAUCAUCAGCAUCAAUGUAGUGAGUAUGAAUCUAAUGAUGUUAUCCUCGGCAGGUUCGAUUCAUCACACCUUGAUUAUAAAACCUUGAUGUGUGUGUUUGUGUCUGAUCAGGGGGCUAUAACCUGCAGGAUGUGGUGUUUUAUUGGACCAGAGGGAAUGAUUCAGUAAAAGGUCUGGACACACUGCGGCUCGCUCAGUACAGUGUAGAGAGCUAUUAUACAACAGUGUCAGAAGCGGUGUACGAAACAGGUAAAAUAAGAUACAAUUCAAAUACAACAACAGUCAAUGUCUCGAUUUUACUGUAUGAGAAGCUGGGUCUGUUUUUUGCUUCCUCUCACAGGACAAUACCCCAAGCUGGUGUUGCAUUUUGCACUACGCAGGAACGUGCUGUUCUUUAUCCUGGAGACAUAUGUUCCCUCCAUUCUGCUGGUGGUUCUUUCCUGGGUCUCUUUCUGGAUCAGCCAGUCCUCCGUCCCUGCAAGGACCUGCAUCGGUCAGCAUCACAUCCCUUACUGCAUCUAACUAUUGAAUUAUAUAGAUGCUAUAUAAUUCUUUUAUGUAAAACCCACUAUCUGAAUCUGAGAUUCAUUAUUGUUUUGACAUCCAUAUAUUUGUAGCACUCCUUAAAAGUCUGGUGUCAUUUCACACUACUGCCAUAAGGAGGAGUGACCAUACUCAGACACUAUUAAACAUUUGUUCAACAGAUUGUGCCAGCUCUGUACUUCCCAGAGAGGUGAAUCUAUAACAAAAAAUGUGUCUGUCAUCAGAGAAACUGCAAAAUCUUAUUGCACUGUGAUACUAAUUUUGCAACUAGUUUUGGCUUUCCUCAAAACAAAGAUCUACUAUACGGAAAAAAUGAACAAUUGGGUCUAAAGGACUAUCUAACAAUGAGUGAGGCAUUUAAGGAAAUAAUAGGAUGAAUUUUCAGACUGUGGACUUAUUUGGAAAAGUGAGUUAACAAAUAAAGAGUGAGGAAGAGUACGUUUUGCAUCUUGUUGCAUUACAAAUGUUCCUCUGUUUGUAGCCAAUGUAGCUCCCCCUACUGGCACAUCGGAAAAAGAAUCACAUUUUAUUCCUGGGUAAUGUUUUAACUUCAGGCUGGUGCAGAAGUGCAACAACUGCAGCUCCUUGAGUGUCCACCUCUGGCUAGCUCCAAAACUUCCAAAUGUCAAAGCAGAACUAUUUGUUAAGGCUACUAUAAAGAGUUUUUUGGAUUUGUUAUGAAAAAGGCUAAAUUGAACAGUGAUGUUGCUCUCUGAAGUUGAAAAAGUAAAUUCAAUCAUAAAAAACAAGACUGACAAUUACCAUAUUGUAAAUUUUGAAUGCCUGAAGCUGCUGUGAGAGGGCAGGCACGCUGGUGAAAAAGCGAUUGAUGAAUUUCACAGUAAAAAAAAGAAGAGAAAAAACAGAAGGAGGAUUUAGAGAAGGCUCAACAACAAUAAGAGGAAAAUCACUUUGUCAACUGGGGGGUUCCAAAACCAUCUGACACAUGGAGUUACUCACAGGACCUUUAACAGUCUGAUGCAAAUAAGGGUUUUGGUCUAUAGAGCUCUGUUUGUAAUGAUUUUAAAUAACUCAUUUGUUUUGGUAUUGAUCAGGAUAAGGGUUGUCCGUAAUUUGGCAUUAUUAAAGGUGAGGCAAGUUUGACUGACAGGUGUGCAAACUGAAACUUGGACCCAGGAUUAAAUGUUGAAUUGAUUGCCACAGCCUUUUUCUCAGUUAACUGGUAGUUUGCUGGAGUCAGUUUCUCCAGUAUGGUGUCUUUAGAGUGGGUGACACCACUGAGACUGUCUUUGUUUUAAAAUCUCUUUGGUCUUUCUUUAAACACAAAAAAACAAACCCUUAUCUUUGUUCCUUUUGCUACUCCUGCAGUCUAACGACAACCAAUUUCAGCUGCAAACACAGCAGCUGACAACUCAGCAAUGCUUUAUAACUCUCAUUGUUUUGUGAAAAUCUAUAAAUAUGUCAUCACUUGAGCACUGGUCCAACUUCCAUUUUGACCUUUAUGUUUUUAACUGCAACACGUCGACCAGGUUAUAAAUGGACGACCAGGUAAUGGAGGGCUGAGAUAAUAAGGGUCUAGCCUCACACGUAUUGACGUUUUUACUUGCAAUCGAUGUGUGGAUUGAAAUUCAGCCCACAUCUGUUAUGUAUUUUUCAGGAGUGACAACAGUCCUGACAAUGACCACACUGAUGAUGGGCGCCCGUACUUCCCUUCCUAACGCUAACUGCUUCAUCAAGGCGAUAGAUGUUUACCUGGGGAUCUGCUUCACCUUUAUCUUUGGGGCUCUGCUGGAGUACGCCUGUGCCCACUUCUACACCAUGCAGAACCACACCAUAGAGGAACUACACAGGGUAAGGAAAUGUUCACUUUUAAAAGUCAUUUUUUCAUCACAAGUAUCCCAAAACUAUUGUUUGUCUUUUCUGCUAUCAGGAGCUUCUGAAGGAGUUACACGAAUCCAGUGGGAAUGGCUCCAUCCCCAUCGUCACCUCCACCCAACCAAAACAGUCUGUGGAGGUGGAUUCGACUGUAGAGGAGCCCACUGAGCAGUCAGCCAACAGUGACACUAAAAAUAAUGAAGGGUUAAAAGACAAGACUCCAGACCAGGGCUGCACCCUAUCAUCAGUAAAGGGCGCAUCACGUAGAGCCGCAUCUGUCUUCACGGUGGAAAAUCCACACAACAUUGAUCGUCACGCCCGCACAGUUUUCCCCACAGCAUUUCUGUUUGUCAAUAUCCUCUACUGGCUUUACUAUCUCUUCCUCUGAGCCCUGGUUUCUCACUGCUGUGUUGUUUAUUUUGCCAUCCUGAAGCUGCUCUACCUCCUCCGUUGAGACCCAAAACCAGUCACCACUGCCUGGAUCUGAACCGAACAAACAAUCAUAUACUAUCACAUGUAUAAACUUAAAGACAGGGCUACAAAGUGAUGAAAAGCAGUUCAAUUAAAAAGUCUUUUCUUUGGAUCACACCGUCAUAAAAGCUAUUGUUAAUAAUAGAUGCAACUGCUACUUUCAUAUAAGCAUGUUAAACAAUGAAACAAAGCCGUUAUCUGUUUAUUUAUGAAUGAUUUCAUGAAAAGGAAGUUUUAAACAAGUCUGCCUAAGCUGCAUCACAUUAUACUGUGCUGCAUUACAAUGCCUUCAUUAACUGACUUAUGUACGUUUUUUUCAUACAUUGUUUUCAUGAAUUCAUAAUUAUUUCACAACAUAAAAUGUGAAAUUAAAAGAAUAAAUCAAUGACUA
Molecule: messenger RNA, 6808 nt
Organism: Xyrichtys novacula (pearly razorfish)
Lineage: Eukaryota; Metazoa; Chordata; Actinopteri; Labriformes; Labridae
Source: the annotation of a GenBank genome assembly